Phlebotomus papatasi is the source of this 762-nucleotide messenger RNA. RefSeq lists its product as uncharacterized. The coding region runs from base 1 to 762 and encodes 253 amino acids. The record is from RefSeq and is a predicted model, not a curated record. The transcript has a single exon. NCBI's taxonomy places the organism in Eukaryota, Metazoa, Arthropoda, Insecta, Diptera, Psychodidae.
AUGGCGCUCCCUCUCAGCACUCUGCAUCGCAUCAGAGGGUCUGUUAAGGCAUCCUUGACUAGACUGGAUAGAACGUUACACAAUCCUGACACAGUCUUCAGUUUGGACAACCUACCAUCCUAUGAGGAAUUGCUCAAAGAGUGUCAGAAGAAGUUUGAUGAAGUUCAGCGCAACAUCUACCAUCAUCCAGAGGUAGAAACUGAUGAAGAUUUCGAGAAAGAAAGCCUUGAACAAGCCGACUUCGACGACAGAGUGGUAAUUGUACAGACGAAGAUUAAACAUAUUUAUCGAGUCGUCCUCAGGACUGAUAAAUCCGCUUCAAAUGAUACAUACACGGCUCAAUCAACACAAGAACAGAGCCAACUCUGCCAAGAACAAUUCAAACUCACACAGAAGAUGGUAGAGGCACUCGAUAACUUCAAACCGAGCAUUCAGCAAGUGAAACUUCCUCCUAUCGAUAUUCCUAAAUUCAGUGGAAAGUACAAUGAAUGGACAUCUUUCCGUGAUAUGUUCUCAAGUUCUAUUCACAACAACCAAAAUUUGCCUGAAGUUGAGAAAUGCAAGUAUUUGAUGGGUUAUCUGAUCGGAGAGGCGAAGUCUCUAGUCAGCCAUCUCAGUAUCACGGAACAGAAUUACAAGAUAGCCUGGGACAUUAUCAAAGAUCGCUUUGAGAAAAAGCAGAACAUAGUCACAUCUCACAUUCCGACAUUUUUCAACCAACCAGCUAUUGCUGGAGAGGCCAGUGCCAAAUCUCUCAGAUGA